Xyrichtys novacula (pearly razorfish) is the source of this 31152-nucleotide messenger RNA. The record is from the annotation of a GenBank genome assembly. NCBI's taxonomy places the organism in Eukaryota, Metazoa, Chordata, Actinopteri, Labriformes, Labridae.
AGAAACCGGAUGUAGUUAAGUUUGCUGUUCCCUGUGUUGUGUUGAUUUCUAGAAAGAGAAGGAAAAGAGGACUUGACGUUUGGAUUAGCAUUAGCAGCAUUCCUCGAGUUAUCGCGUCUCUUUAAGGUAAACCAUUUUAAGUCUCAGACGAGUGUCGAGGGAAGUGAGUGUUUUAAAAACGACACGCGUGUAAGAAAGACAUCCUCCGUAGAGUUAGCCUGUCUCAGGCUUUAGCUGCUCUGGAUGCUAGCUGCAGUGCUAACGUCAAAAAAAUCACGUCCCUAAUAACCCCAAAAACCAGGACUGCAACAUUUCACAGAUGAAUAUUGAGUAAUUUCAUGUGGGUAUCGCCCCUUAGAGUGUGGUCAUGUUAACAGCGUUGUGUAGAGUUUGACAGCUGCUGAGUCAUUAGCUAGCAAAGGUAACCGGCUAGCUAACCAUUGUUAAACCAAAGUGAAGCUGUCAGCCGGAUAAUCAGAUGAAAUAAACACUUAGUCAGGCUGUCCAGAACUCCAUACUGUUCUCAGUCAGAGUUAUUUUAUUUUGUUUAAUUCAUUUAAAGCUCAGGAGUUUUAUCUUACAGUUGUUAUUAACCAGCUGAUGGUUUGUAAGCCAGAGCCGAGUCACGUGUACUCUGGUUAUUUUAAUUUCAUUUCGUCUCUAGUGUCAGUGUGUGAGCUACUAUAAGGCAUUAGAUCACGACUUUAACUUCUGCUUUGUUUCAUUUUCUUUUUCAGAAUCUGGUGGCAACGUUUGAAGCAGUCCAUGGGAAAAAUCUAACAAUGUUCAGCUUUGAGGGAGAUUUCAAAACAAGACCCAAUGUCUCACUUGGUGGAGCAAGUAAAAAAGUAAGUGAACAUGUCUAAGUUAAAGGCAGAGAACGUGGAUUCUGACCAGCACAUUACCCAAAUAAUUACAUGAUGUCCCUCACUUAAAUUGGGACUGUCAAAGACCAAAGAAAGUUUCUUAAUUUUGUUAAAAAAACAUAUUUUUUAGGAGGAGAAAGCCUCUCUGCUGCACCGUACUCAAGAGGAGAGACGAAAAAGAGAGGUAACUUUUCAUUAUGAUGUUUUUUUUAUUCAGGUGCAGCUGUUGAAAAGCAAGUUUUAUACCACUGCAUAUGUUUGUUUCUCACAUUCACAGUAUUUGGAAGAAACUAGGGCCUGACCGAUUUUUUUGGGCCGAUGCUGAUACCGAUUAUUAGGGGGGUAAAAAGUCCGAUUACCGAUUAAUCAGCAGAUUUUAAAAUUUUUUAAUGAAACGUGUUUUCAACCCCCCCCCCCCCCCCCCCCCCUCGCUGAUUGGUGCCUCCUUGUCUUAACUUGCAUUACCCAUUUCUGGUCUCAUCUGGAGACAUGCACCUUCCCUUAGUAAGAAAAGUAGCUUGAUCACGUAAUGUGUACUGUUGUUUAUUCUACCGUUGCUGGCAAGACUAACAGUGUAGCAAGGCUAAUAGCAGACUGGUUUAUCCACCGUUGAGGUGGAUCACUCUCCUCCGUGCGUCCCUGUUCUGCCUGCUUCAGAUCCAUCGCUCUGCUGUGCUGUGCUGUGAGGUAGUUAGUGGAUGAAGAUUGUCAUGAGGUCGCUGCGCCAUUUACAGGAUAAGUCUGGGAUCUUUUCAAAUGGUGGAUCAUUUUCAAAGUGAAACCGGAUCUUAUUCUCCGCAUUUUAUUCUGAAAAUAUUGGUGAAAAUGGGCGAGUUUUGGCCGAUUACCGAUUAGUCUCAAAUGAGCUAAAAUUGGCCGAUUUAAUCGGCUCACAGAUAAAUCGGUCGGACCCUAGAACAAAGGACAAACUUUCAUAGUACUAAAAAAGCUACUCUAAAUUAUUGUGUUUCUUAACUACCAUUUGUUUUUCUGUUGGUGUAGUGGCGGCUCCUACAAUUAGGUUUGUAUCGCUCAUUUGCUGCUUCUGUCGCAGCAAAUUCCCCCUUGUUAUCUUAUCUUUUCAUAUCUUCUGCAGAACAAAGUUUCACACAUACUGUCCAUUAACUAAAAUGUAUAGGGGCUGCUUGGAUUCAGCCUUUGGCUACAGAAAUUCUGGAUUGUAUGUUGCUGACAGAGAUUUCUGAGUUUGUUACAAUCAUAUAAACAGGUUCCAUCAUUAAGAUGAGGACUGCACCUAAUCUUAAUGACUUUAAAACCAAACUCAAAACAUACCUUUUUAGUCUUGCUUUUAACUAAAUUCUGUAUUAUUAACUUUAAGUGUUUUAUCAUUUAUCUCUUUCUAGUUUUAAUGACAGGAUCGUCUUUUAUUGAGCUAUUUUGGUGCUCUUAUUUUAGUAUCUUUUACUUUUGUUUUUAUUUCAUCUUGUUUAUUAUUUCUUAAAUUUUUUUCGAUGUUGCUUUGUUUUUAUAUUUUUAACCUAAACCUCCAGUGUUUCCUUAUCUUGAGUUUUAAAAUGGUGUUUCCUCAAUGCGCACAUUCCUAUUUCCACAAAUCAAGCCCUUUUUUAAGUUUUUGCAUUUAAUACUGUUUUUGUUGCGUUUAGAUCGUGCGGUGGAAAUGAGGGGUUGGGCUGGGGUAGAUUUGGGUAUUCUUUGUUUCUUUUAUUCCUUUUUCUCAUGUAAAGCACUUUGUGCUACAUGGUUGUGUAUGGAAAGUGCUAUAUAAAUAAAGACUGAUUGAUGAUGGAUUAUUACUGACUAUCUUGUAGAUAUUUUAAUCACAGAGAGGUAUUUGCCUGCUUUUCUCAGUGCUUGAUUAUGCUUACUUAAAAUCACUUUCCACAUACUUUCUCCAUUACUCAGGAUGAAAGAAAACGGCUGAAGAAUGCCAUCAUCAUUCAGUCCUAUAUUCGGGGCUACCUGGACUUAAAACAACAGGUGAGUUUUCUUUCUUUAGAUUUCACAAAUUUCUUUUGAAAUUUUAGGAAAGCUGCACACUUAGCCAGUUGUUGUUGAGUCAAACAGUGACUUUUGGAAUGGAAUAAAAUCAGGUUAAGGGAACAGCCCAAUCAGGACAUACUUACAAGGAUAUAUAACUGAAUUGUUGCUUCCUUUCAUAACAUCAUGGAAGUGGGUGCUCUUUUACAGGCUCUUGCCACGUUGUACUGCCAUGUUUCUACUUUAGUGCAGAACAGACAAACUAGUAACACACAUUUUAGUGCCUGUACAAAAUGCACUGGUUAGAAGUCAAAGAAAAGAGUGUUUGAUUUGGACAGAAAAUUAACAUUGCUUGAAGUUUUUGAUUGAAUAAACUUGACAAAUGGAGGAGCAUGAUUAUCAUACAUCUCAAGAGCUCCUUGAUCACCAUAGUGUCACCAAAAGGAGAGGUUAGCAGGGCAGCAUUGUAAACUAUUGCUGAUUGCUGGAUAUCACUAAAUAUUCCCAUUUCUUCACAUGAACCUCUACUUCCAAAUAAAGAGGGCCAGUAAAUGUUUCACCCUAAAAGUCCCCUUUCCUUCUGUGAUGAUAGGAACAGCAGGUUUCUUGUUUUCUGUUUUGUUUUCAGAGGCCUGGACAUUGUAAUGAUUUUUGAUUAACCAAUCACAAUAAUUAUGUGGAAAGGCCAAAGUUAAGAGUGUUAUAGACAUUUUGGUUUUUUUUAUUUUUCUUGAAUGUUGAAUUGACGGUUUGAUUCAGGAAUAUGUUUUCCUCUUUUUUUCACUUUGAAAUUAAACAAUGUUAAGUUAUCUUAAAAUGUUAAAAUGUUUAUCUAAACGCAUUGAACUAGAGAUGUGUAAUAUUUGAAAUAUGUGACCUUUGAACUCCUUUCAGUAUGCUAUCCAGAGGGCCAGGUUUGAUGAGUGUGUCAGCCAGACACUUUCAGGGGGAGCACAGCAUUUUUUGGAUGGUCCCGGUCUCAGCCUUCUAUCAAGACAGCUCAUAUUUUUCUACAGACAGAGUUUGGAUUCACAUAGAUUGGUGAGGUUAAGACUUAUCUUUGAUUCUCUUUUUAAUAAAUGUACCUGUGCUACUUAUUCUCUAAAUUAUUUCCAUUUGUGUAUUCCCAAAGAUAUGGUUGUGCCAGAACCUUGUGAAACUCAACAGCCAGUUUGUGAAGCUGCUUGUGGGCCAACAGAGAGAUACGUGUUUGUUUCAGAUCAAGAGGAUCUUGGGUUUCUGCUGCAGGUACAGUGCUUGAAAAAACGAGCAGAAUCAUACUUUGAUAUGACUUUUCGUAAAUGGUAUGGUAAAUGGUCUGUGUUUUGUCUCUACAGACUGCUACAGAACUGCAGUGAUGAUGGUUUAAAUGUGGCUGUUCCCAUGCGGAUGCUAGAAAUCUUUUCUUCAGAGAAAACGUAUCUUCCGGUUAAUCCAGAUGCUAACUAUGUAGCUUCAUUACUCGAGCAAAUUUUGCACUAUAUGGUACAGAAAGGUAAGAUCACACACGCUUAGACACAAAAAAAAACUUGUGAAGGAGUGUUUAGAGGAGGUGAACUGAUGAUGACUAUUUGUGCUUUUCUUUCAGGAUACUACAGAUCGCUAUAUAUUUUAGUGAAUCACAGACUCCCUUCCAGUCUGGACUACAGCGAUGCUCCCUCUGUCCCCCUAGCAAGCACACUGUUGGAGCACAUUCUCAAACCUCUGCACUUUACCUACUCCUCCUGCACAACGGGCGCAAGGUACAGCAUCAUUCUGACACAACUAGUACACCCAGAGUAGGAAGUAUUAGGAUACCCACUCAUGUCAGGUUGCAAAGUGUGGUCUUGUGAUUUCCUGCCAAAUUCAAAUAUUUACUAAUUAAAUGUUUUUGUUUUUUUUUGUUUGAGGGAAGAGUAUGUCAGGGUCAUUUAAUUUAUUUUCAUCUACUAUUUCUUUCAUAAAGGGAUGUUUUUGAAGGGUUGUGUACUAGGUGAUAGCAGCUGCACUCCUUCCUUUUUUUAUAUGGCUAUCAGAUUAUUCUCUAUUUACAGCACAGAUAGGUCUUAACCCAUCGGGAAAGUCGGGAUAGACUCAGGUUAGUGAUCUUACAAACUUCUGCUUAUUAGCCAGAGAAGUCACGGCUGAAUUAAAGCAGGACAGGACAGUCCUUGUCCCUUGUGAAUUCUUUAAAAAUCAUCCAUUAAGCCGAUCGGACAAACGACAGCAGUUUUUUGUCCCCUUUGGUCAGUAGCAAAGCAGUAAUUGCUCGGAGGACCAAUUUACAACAAGCCAUAAAAGACCCCGAGACUCGCUUGCUCGCCAGAGUGUAGAGAAUCAGGCUGUUUGCCCUCAGUUUCGGACAUUCUUAAUAACAAACGGCAGGGAACUUCUUUUCUUCUUUGAAGAGACCCAAGACCGGAGUGAGAGUAACUUGUGUACACACUGACUCUUACAGCUAAUUAUCUCACUCAGCCCACCAGAUGUGUGUGACUGGACCACACAAAGCAGCUCUGUUUGGAGACACAAUAUUGGUGCAGAAUGAGCAAAGUGAUGUUAUAACAAACCAGCCUCUUGGUUAAUUUCUGCCUGAAUGUAAAGCAUUCAGAAUUGUGUUUGUGUUGUUUUAGUCACAUAUUAGGUGGACGCAGUGUCUUUACUUGUGUCACGUCUUUUUUCUCUUUCAGGCAGUUUGUAUUUGCAGCCUUCACCGAGGAGUUUAUCUCUGCACCGUUCACCGAGCAGAUCUUUCACUUCUUUAUCCCGGCACUCUCUGACGUGCGUCUGUCAUUCCCAUUCGAGGCCUUCUUGAGCUCCCUCCAGGCCACCGUCAGCUCAUCUUCUUCACCACAGAGCCAGGCGCCGUGGGUGUUGUACUUUGUCCUUUCUGCAGGGGAGAACUGCUUAGGUGGGUGGUGUUAAAAUAAAGACAGGCUACUUAAACUCUUGGAUGAGUAGAGAUGAAGAGAUGUCUUGAUUAUUACUGUGCGUUUUCAGGUUCCCUAUCAGAGGAGGGUCUCCUGCUGUACCUUCGAGCUCUGCAGACUCUGCUGCCGUUGUUGCCUGUGUCUGAGAGCAGCAGUCGGCCUGAAGUUAACAGCGACUCAGAGGAUGAAGAUGACACUGGCAUCCAUCCACCACCCAUGCAGGUACGAUGCACACAGAAAGUAGAUUUGGCAUCAGUUCCCCAUGAAUAUCUUCUUGCCAGGCUGAGUCAUUAAGUGUUGAACAAUUGUCAGAAAAUUUUUACACGUUUUUCCAAAAUGUUGGAAAAGCCUAAACAAGUCUAAAUGAACACAUGAAGGCUUUUUAUCUUUAAAAUCAACUUAUGUUAAAUACAGAACACAGCAGAAAUUGAACAUAUGUUUAGAUAAAAAGUAUUGAGUUUUUACUGAUGUCUUCACUCACCAGCAUGUUUGCUCAUUUUUACAAAUUCUCAUUUUUUUCUUCUAAUUUUUAAAUGUUUCCUUUUCUGUCAGGAUGACAGCAGGAUCUCCGUGCAGCUGAUCACAGAAGAAUGCGUCCACAAGCUCGACACAAAGCAUCAAACGAACGCUCUACUCAACGUUGUGUGGAGGGACUCGGCCAGCGAAGAGGUGUUCACAAUGAUGGCCUCCAUCUGUCACACGCUCAUGGUGCAGCAUCGCCUCAUGGUACCAAAAGUCAGGUACGAAUACACAAAUCAGAGGAGAUGUCUUUAUUUAGUGAAAUCCUGAAAGCUGUUUAAAACAUCCAUCUGUUUCUUUAUAGUUAGUGUAAUUCUUAUUCAUUUCAGAGGAUGUACUCUUGGGUUCUUGCAGUAAGGUAUUUUUUGUAGUGUAAAUAUAAAAAGCAAAUCAAGGGUUUCCCGUUUAAAACAGGGCGUGACAUCAGAUUUAAAGCCCUUCUCAGUUUUAUUUCAUAUCAUAACAUUUUACAUGUCUUGUUGAGCACUGCUGCUUCUAGAGAGCUUGUUUACACAUCUGCCUGAUUGAGAGGAAAACUGUGUCUUUAUGUGUUUCCGCGCUGUAAGCAAUAAUGUAAAUAACGGUGAAGUGAGGCGGGCAGUUAUCAGCGAUCCGCACCCACUGGCAUUUACAACCGACAAAGGAAGCAAGGAUGUCAGGGAAACUGUCAGCUCUGGAUGAGGGCAAUUACCCCUUCUCAGGUUGAUUACAUUAGGGCCAGGAUGCCAGAGGUGGUGUGUGUGUGGGUGGGUGGGGAGUGGAUGGCGAAUUGACUGACAGGAGGUGAUCUAGACUGCUUCGUGGAUGGUCAACCCGCUCUAGUUAAUUAUUAGUAGAGCUAGUUGAUUUAAAUGUGUGGCUGGAGGGGGUUGAUGCAUAAAAAUGUUAUAUUGUGUUGAUAUACCACUGUUAAUCUGUUUUAUCACUUUGAAGGCCCAGACUUAGACAGGACUGAACAGAAAGGAUGAAAACAAAAGGCUGAAGUCUGAUGGUCAACCAGUUAUUUUGCAGUUUCACUUGCAAAUGAAUAAACAGAAUCCAGAGGAUUCCCUUAUUCGCCUAAUUUUUUUUACAGCUUCCUCCUUCUCCCUGCUUUUACCAUAAAUCCUGCCCUUCGUCUUCCAUCAUUAUUGGAUAUCUGUACAAAAUAAUUAGCUCACCGAGAAAGAUUAAUCACUGCAGGAGUGGACGGGAUAGCUUUACAAGAGGCUAAGGGGAGCAAAUUGCAUCCCUGCCUUGAUUUACUGCUUGUACAGCAAAAAAAGAGAGAGAGGCUGGCCAGUUGUCCGACUGGACCGGCACGCUGCCUUUUAAUAAAUAUGUAAAAUGUCUCAUGAAAUUAGUAUUUUUGACAAACUAGAAACUUCACAGUGGAAAUUGAUUUCUGAUUGGUGUGCUAAUUGUUUAGAGGUCUGGUUUGUUCUAGCGAGAAUGGUGUAAUUUUACUUUAAUUGUUUAGGAUUGGAUAUUUGGUGUAAUUUCUCUUUAAUUGUUUGGCUUCGCUAAAUGUAGCACCCUGUUGCUAACAGGACCGGCUCAGAUUAAAGUAGGUGGAGAUGAGCUUUGGUCAUUUAUUUAGUUUUCAGUGGUAGCUGUGAUUUUUGUGUGGCAGUGGUGCCGAUCAAGCAAACACAAUAGUUGUUUCAGGUUUUAUUGUAUCAAAUUCAACCUGAGGAUGGCUGCUUUAGUUUCUGCUGAACAGAGAUUCUUUCAUUACCUCGAAAUGAAAUGAUCUGAGUGUUAUACAUCAAGCUGCUUCACACAGACACAUACACACACACACGUAACCCCUUUUGAUGUCUUGACUUUGUUUAUUAGCGGUUCAUUCCAUGAUUGAAAUGGGGGUUUGGGUUCUCUCAGGCCGUAAAUCAGCAUGUCAGCUGGCAUUUAGUGCUUUGUUUCCCAUUUCAAUCAAACACUCGCAUCACUUGUUAUGAGCCCACCGCACUACUCCUCGCUUCUCUCCUGAGCCUUGUAGUCCUGACAGAUGGUGUGGGUGCUCGGUAAACCAUUUUUCAAGCCAUACUGAAGGCUGUCUGACACCCCGGUCCUGGCUCUCAUUUCCAUUUUGGGAGUUUUGAAUGGGUUUCUGUUGAUUGAAGGUGGAAUGGGAAUUUAAGCGUUGACAUUGAGAAUAAUCAGAGGACUUUCUUCCAGCUUAACUUUUCCAUCUCCUCUUGUGUUUUUUUUUACUCCACUGACCUUUACCCCUCUCUUCUGCUGAGAAUAGAUGCCGCCCCAUUAAACCAAGCAUCCUUAUAGGAGUCAGCACUGUCACUCUUAAACAAGGGUCUAUUAUAUGCAGGGGCACUUUAUUUUACUUUUUAGCUUACUUAACACGUUAUUGUCACCUGUACUUACUCUCUGCGUGAAAAGCCACGCAAUUUAGGGACACACACACACUCAUACACUUGAACAAAGAGCAGCUUCACACCUCGGUGCCACAGCACAGCGGCUUCAGCGAGGUAUGCAGGCCUUCCUCGGCGUUAUCACGUAAUUCACUGUGAGUGUGGAAGCAUGCUGGCACUGCGGGGUCACAGCAAGGACCAGGCUUCCCCUCCUCCUCCGCCCUCCAUUGUCCUGCGCCCCUGGCCAUUAAGUUAAAUGGGGCUCCAGCAGGAAGCCAGAGGGCUGUUUAUGACCUGAGCCUGGUACAUUCGCCUGCAACUAGUUUACUAAUGGAAGGUGCCUCGCCUAAAUAAAGCUUAAUGGCUCAUUUAAUCUCUCUUCGGUCCUCACGAGGUAUAAAAGGGGAGAGAAAAGGCCAAGAAAACGCAAUGAGGGAAAUGCUGGAUAACAGGGAUUUUACUUGUGUCCUCUUGUUAACGGGGGAAUGUUAACAAUCCAAACAUAGCAGACAGAUUGACGCAGAGCAAUUUUACCUUGUUUGCUCUGAUUGAGUCAUCUGAUUGAAAUAGCCCUGUUACUCCCGUCAUCUUGUUGUUGAGAGCCAUGUUAAAAUCGAUGUCAUCUUCUUUGCUCUCCGCAGACUCCUGUACAGUUUAGCUUUCAACGCACGCUUCCUGAGGCAUCUGUGGCACCUUAUAACAUCCAUGACGACGAAAAUGAUCACCGGGUGAGCUCAUUCAAAGACGAUCAUCAACUGUAUCUGCGGUCAUACAAUCAUUUAACCACAUGUGAGUGUUGCAUUUCUGUUUAUGUUCAGUUUUUCCUCAUACACAGUCUCUCUUUCUCGUCCACAGCUCCAUGGUGCCUUUGCUACAGCUGAUCUCGCGAGGGUCUCCCAUGUCGUUCGAGGACUCCAACCGCAUCAUUCCUCUCUUCUAUCUCUUCAGCUCUCUCUUCAGCCACUCCCUUAUCUCUGUGCAUGACAGCGAGUUUUUCGGUCAUGAAUUGGAAGGUAGAGGAUUCGAUCUUGAAAAAUGUAAUUAAGGAAUCUUUACUUUGCACCCCCCCACCCCCACCCCCAAACUUUUCUUGGUAUGCUCUCUUUAUGUAAAUGCAGAAAUGCAGUAACUCAGCUCGGCUGCUGAGUUACGAGCUCAUCAGUUAUGUUUAUACGCCGUAUGUCGCUUUUGCAGACACAUCCAAUAAUCUCUGAUAACUAUUUAACAGAUGCUGGAGCUAAUUGGAAAUCGAGCCACUUUACAAUACGUCCUCUAGAGUGAGCUCAGACCUCAUUAACCAUGGUGUCUUAUAGCAGAAGCAUCAGUUAGAUUUGAAAAGUUAUUCAUCGUCCAUCUUUGGUUGCUGUUCAUCGGUCUCGCUCACCUUCUUUUUAACUGAAAUGAUAGAUUAUGAACUCUUUAUUAACCACCAAGUUUCCUGCCCCAGGGUUCCUAUGCAAGUAUUGAAAAGUAUGGAAAUAAAUUUGAUCAAUUUUCAGAUCUUAAAAGGUAUGGAAAAAUAUUUAUGUUUCCAGACUAUUACCACAAUUCUGAAAUACUGUUUUCUAAAAUAGAAAAGUAGUUUUUUCCAAAACUAAUUCUAAAAAGAAAGGUUAUGGAAAUUCCAACUGUGUAGGAACCCUGCUGCACCCUCUUGUGUGGCUUUCAGGAUUUUGUCUUUUCAACACCUUAUACCUCAUUUUGCUCAGUCUAAGCCUCAUGUCUUCUUUCAAAGUCAUCAAAAUUUUAAAGGUGAAUGUAAAAUAUACUUGUCAGAGCUAACAAGAUGGCAAACAUUUUUGCCGAGUCAUUCUUGAACCGAUCUUGAGAUAAAGACGGGCUUUAAAAACCCUUAUCCAGUUUAUUGGUUGAAUUGUAUCUAUUUGUACUUAAUUGUGUUUUUAGUUUUGCACACAAGUUAUUAGAUACUUUGAUAAAAGGACACAUGUUUUAUUUGCAUGACAUAGAGCAUCCAAAGAUCUUCAGUUGGGCUUUAAAGUUUGUAGUUUUGUUUUUUCACUGCAAUUUUAGGAAUUAAAAAAACAGUAUCAUAGUUUGAUGGACUUUGUUGACCUUAUUGUGUUUGACAGACAUAGAUAUUUUUGGUCUAUCUAUGAGGAUUUAGUGCAUCUCAAGUUCCUCAUUUAUUGUUUCUGUUGAAUCAAACCUGAGCUGCUUAACCUGACCUACUUUUGAAUCUUUCUCAUUUAGUAGUCCUAGCAAAAAAAUAUAUACAUCCCAUCAUCUGUUGUUUCCAGCAGCCACAGAGUGUCUUGCCACCAUGUAAAUGUAAAAAUCAAUAUCUGUUAAACACUGUGAAUCUAUUCUGGCUCCCAACAGGUCAGACACAGUCCUCCAUGAUGCCCUUCACGCUGUCAGAGCUGGUGACUUUGUCCCGCUGUCUGAGGGACGCGUGCCUGGGAAUCAUCAAGCUGGCCUACCCUGAGACCAAAACUGAGCACCGGGAGGAGUACAUGGCUGCUUUCCGCAGUGUGGGUGUCAAGACGAACACCGAAGUACAGCAACGUAUCCAGGCUGAGCAGAAACGCUGGGUCCAGCUCUUUAAGGUAAAAUGAAAAACACAACCUGGAUGUUAUGAACAUGUCGCCUUUCUUCUAUUAAGUAACCAUCAUGCCUGUUGUGCCACCUUAUAAACACUUAGAUUGGUCAGCAAUCAUUUGAUUGGGAAGUGUCAUUCUGUUAAGCGUAAGAAAUAAAGUGGGAGGGAUUUGAAGGCAACAUCACAAGCAUGUGAGUGAAAAUGUUUGCUGAAAAAAAAAGAGUGAGUGUGAUUAUUAACAAUGUGGAUAGUGCACCAUACAAUAAACGGUACGAGAGGUAUAAGUUUAAGAAGACGAAUAUUACACAUAUAGCAGAAAUAUUUACUUAACAUAUUUUUUAAGCAUAAAUCAUGAAAGAUAUUUUGAACUUUAAUCACUUUAUUUUGCACUAAUCUGUUUGUCAGUCACAGGAUAAAUGUACUCUGCUGGAAAGAGAUGGCAAUUCCUGUAACUUUGAUUUUCCCAUAAAAGAGGUGUAGUUACAUCUGCGGAAUACUAAAAAUGAUCAGCUGGAACAGAAAAAAGAAAAGAAAAUGUUUGCAGACUCUGUAGACUUGGCUGUAUUCACACUUGAAAGGCAAAAGUGACCUAAAUCCAAUUUUCUUGACAAUUUGAACACUACAAUCUCUUGAACUCCUUUGGUCAGAUUUGGGCCACCUUUAUAUGCGAUAUGUGUGUACAGGUUGGCUCUUUUGCAAUGUGAUCUCAGUCUGAUCAGCCAGGUCAGAAUGCAUGUGACUUCGAUGUCACUCUUAAGGAACACGCUUGAGGUCAGGUGGGAGUUGGAGUCACUCUUGCUCGGUGAAAACAAACCUAAAAGACAGCUGUGAUGGAGGUCCUCAUAUGAAUUCAACAGCUUCCAUUGCAACUUAAAUUUGCUCACUUUGGUGGUGGCCGUGCUUGCAUUAACGCUGCAACAUUUGACAUCUUUGUUGUUGAUCUUAUGAACAUGCAGUUUAGAAAAAGAAGAGAAAUGGGAUCAUUUUUAAAAGUUAUGUGAACAGUCCAAGAAAAAAAGGGCCAUGAGAAACAAAUCUUCAUUCUGAAUUUGAUGUUUUUUUAAUUAACCCUACAAAAGAAAUCUAAUCUUGGAAAGUUGCUUGGACCAAACAGAAAAAAAUGACAAAUUUCUGUUAUGUUUGUUUGAAUUCUUGUGUAACCUCUCUGUUCACUGAAGCAAAGAGUCCGUCUGCUCAUCUGUGUUAGUGAAAAUCAAGCUUUUAUGCAUGAGCAGGCAAAGACAAGGUGGAGCGCUGCCAUGGAGGUCAUCCAUUGCUUAUUUACUGAGAGGAAAUGAGGCGGAAAACAGCAUUAACUUAAUUCUCCUCAGCUCUUUUUCUCAUCGCGCAUCACCCUUCGAUUUGGCCUCUUCCCCUCUUUUCUCUCCGUUCUCGAUCAAGGAAGCGGUAAUUAAGGGACUUUGUUCUUGGCCGUUAGUCUCUGACAGGAGAAACACUGGACUUCUGUGAAGGUGGCAAAAAUGUGAAGAGCACGUUGGUAUUUUCAUAAAAGAUCUGCUCAAAGGCCCCUUGUCAGCUAAAACGACCCAUUAAAGAAGUGGGGAGCAGGGGAAAUGCAUUUUCCAAAUUGAACGGUGGGAUUUACAGUCCGUUUAACGCCGCUGACCCCUAACACGCUAAUGUUUGGUUCGUGUCAUCAGCCGUUCCUCCCCAUCUUUUAUCACCUCCAUUGUCGAGCUAUCUAUUUAAUUGAAAGAAGUUAAUUGAAUGAAAAUGAUCAACUAAGCUUGUAUUAAUAUUGCUAAUGGAACUUUCUUCUUGGCCAUGUUUGGAGAACGAUGUCACGCUGGAGUUUGGGAAAGGCCCAUUAAGACUUGCACUUAACCCGAUGGGCUAAUUAAGGAAUGCUUAUUCAUUCCUAGAGUCAGGGGGUAGGCCUGCUCCAAACCCAUCGCCACGCGCCUCUUACAGCAUUUUGCACUUGCCAUUAUUGCCGACGACGGUUGCCUCGUAGUGAUUGGCGAAGAUUGAUUGUUGCUCUAUGAAAAUGAUGUGCUUUAGAGGCGAACUAUUCGAUUGGAAUACUCUAACCUGGGUAUUAUAUGGAAAUGGACCGGCUGAAGCAGUUAUUGGCAGAUGUAACAGCUUCCAUAACGAAUCUUCGUGCAAUGACAUGCAUGAGGUUAUGUGUCUGAUGGGGACUAGCCAUAGCAACAGCCGGCUGUGUCCAGCUAAAGCCAAGUCACCGUGCUGUUUUGAUGUCCAAAACCUAGAUUUUAAAGUCGAUAUUCAGCUUUAUUUUCCGUAUGAUAAACUCGGACAAUUUAAUCCUUUGCUUUUCAUAGAAAGUAGAAUAAAAAGCACAGGAAGAGAUUGUUGAUGGAGUUUCAAAACACAUUCAGGCUAAGAGAAGUCCAGACAGAAGGCUACAGUUCAUUCAAGAUCAUAUGUUUUGAGUACAGUCUUUAAAACGCCAUCAUAAAUGUCUUAAAUGACAUAGAGGAGGAAAGUCUUAAUAACAACGAAACUUCUCCUGAAUAACCCCAGUGCCUCUCUGGUACUGACUUUGCUAUGAACGGUGUGCUCCAGCAUCUUUGCAUACUCUGCCUGAUGGCUGAUGUCAGCAGACCUCAUCUGUAAUUAACAGGGCUGGACAUUGAGGGACGUCACAGGUCGUUUUUCUUUUAUACUCCCCAUAAAUGGUGCACUAAUGGCUGAAUUCUCAAAUUGCCUUUCUCUCUCUCCCUAAGGAAAGACACCUCACCUUACUGAGCAGUCUAUACACAAUAGAGAGGAGGUUUUAGGUCUAUGCUCUUAAAUGUAUGUCAUGUAUAUUAAAAGACAUGUUUUUUUUGUUUGUGUGUAUGAUCGAUAAUCCAGGUCAUCACUAACUUGGUGAAAAUGGUGAAAGCUCGAGACAUCAGACGACCCUUCUGUCCAGCAGGUCACUGGCUCUCUGAGGAGGUCAACAUCCGAGCAGAUAAGGUAAUUGACUGGCAUCGUAGGUGGUUAGAUUUAAGGUUUCCUCAUUGUUGGGACUGAUACUUUGACUUAAGCCUUUUUGUGAAAUGCAAUACCCCAGAAUUGAGUAAUUUUUAGGUAGUUUAGCCCCUAAGGUGUUCUAGUAUCAGAAGUUUUUGUCUCCAACAGCAGUGUUAGUGAUAUGUUUUCAUUACUCCGCUCCUUUUCUCUGCAGGUCACCCAGUUAUACGUCCCAUCUGCGAGACACGUGUGGAGAACACGAAGGAUGGGGCGCAUCGGGCCACUUCAGUCCACACUUGAUGGUAGUUACUUGAUGCUGUAAAACAUCUUUGACCCAAGAAGUCUUACCUGGAAAUAACUUAAUUAAUAAUCCCUAUUCUAUGUGUCAUUUUUCUAUAGAAGAGAAAUCUUCUGCCUUUGUGUUCAGAUUAGAAAAGAAACAUAAAUAUGCUUGGAAAGGUUUAAAUCCUUUUAGAUAUUUUGGUUUUCAUUCUCCCCUUAAUGUGAAUUGCCUUCUUUUUAAUAGCCCAUAUCAAAGCUGCUCCUUUGGCAAUAAAAUAAAAUUUAAAAUAGUACACAGUAAUUCUUGCGUCAGCUUGAUGCAUAGCCCAGGAAAUCAUCCUAAUAGCUGCUCAAAGUCACCUUCUGCCUGCUUGCUUUUCACAUUCAUUGAUGUUAUUCUCCAUCAAAAGGAAAUAUCUCUAUAGUUUCUCUGAACAGAAGUGUUUAUAGAUGGAAGAAAAAAAAAAGUAAAGGUACAAAUUGAACUGUAAAAUGAUCAUCUGGGAAGCCAUUGAUUUUGCUGUUUUUGGCUGCAUGGGAGGCCUCAUAAUGUAAAGAUAUCCCUAGCUGUGGUUGGACCUCAAAAAAGCUGAGAACAGUCACUGACCCCUUCUGGUACCUACAGAUUUAUCACUGCGUUUAUCAAAGGGAAAUACUCUGAUGCUUGCAGGCAGGGAUUCAUCCGGCUUCAGUGUGGUGUGAAAACAAGCUGAUAACAAUGUGUGUAUGAUCUGCCUAAUCCCACUCAGAGGCAGCAUGGGAUAAAUUCAAUUAGUGUGAAAGUACCUGAUGAACUCAGCCACAUCUGGUCCAUGUGUUUGUCCAGCCUUUUCUCAUUUCCUUAAAUGGACAGGCUCAUGGCUGAUGAAUGCGCAGCGUAUUGACCACUCUGAGGCCAUAUUUCUCCUCAAAGAUGGAAACCUGAUGGGAAAAUGCAGAUCAGACUGACUAAUCGAGCAGAAUAAUUGAGCUGCAGUGGACGCUAAGUGAGGAAGGUGAAGAGUGGUUUAGCCAUUGGGGCUUUUUUUGUGGGCUAAACAGUCUAAACCCAGAGUUUGAUACAGAACAAACAUCAGCUUAAUGGAUGGAGACCAGCAGGUGGAUGGGAAGCUCACAGUUGGGUCAAUUAAAAGGUGUAAUUAAGAAUGUGCCUUAAUGGCUGGUCCAUAAACAGUAGUGUGUGCAAUGAAGAGGAUACUGAUACUGCUGGAUAAGUGUUAUACACAGAGGAAGCUCCUGACGUUGGGGAGUUAAAUUCCCCAGACGUAGGCUUUUUAACCUUGGGACAUUAAAUCAGGAACAUCUCCCAACUACAGAGAAGAAACUUUAGCCUAAAAUGACAAUAAAUUAUUCAGUUUGAAAAGUGUGUGGAAGUUAAUUAAGGAUAAGUCCAUCAAAGGAAUCCCAAAUAGAGUGCAGUACCUGGAUCAAAUAUGUUUUAAGUUUAUGUAGAUUACAUUUUGCGUCUAUCUACAUUUCAAAAUGGACUUCAAUUAAAAUUUCUGCAUCAAUCACUUGUCAGAAUAAUAAAGUGCUAAGUUACACUUGAGUUACUGUUUACAAAAUCAUUUUGACUGUAUUAUACAUUGUGAAAAAUACAAGAUUUAAAGCUGUAAUUACUAAUAUCAGGAGAAUAAAACUCUGUAAUUUCUCUCUUUUCAGUUGGUUCAGAACCUCCACAGCUAUCCGUGUCUGAGGAGAGACAUCUGGCCAUCCUCACUGAGCUCCCUUUCGUGGUUCCCUUUGAGGAGCGAGUCAAGGUACUGCACAUCUUCCCUAUAAAAAAAAACUUUUUCACAGGUCUCUCUUUAAGGAUCAUAAAAGGUAAACAGGUUGAAGACCCUUUUGUUAAGGUGGAACAGUGAAGUAGACCAUAAUUCACCAGAUUUUCACCUGGCAUUGUAGUCCCUAUAGGAAGCUCAAAUGUCAGUGCUUUUUCACCAGCACCUGUCUGUCUGCUCACACAACAGAAGUGUGCUAACAAUCGCACAAAUGAUGGUGAUGAAGAGAAAUGUACAGCAUCUUACUCGCCAGCUUUUUAACUCAGGGCUAACUUCUUUGUCUUAUUACUGUUUUGGAAGAAUCAGGAGAAACUUAGUUGUGUUUUUAUUGACAUUAAUGUUGUAACACUCGUCCUCUCCUUUGUCUGGAAGUUGUGUCAAAUCACUCAAAAUUAUAAAACCAAAUUUCUACUGAUUCAUGUGGGAAAAAGUAAAGAAGAUUCAUGGGAAAUUGUAUUUUAAAGGAAGUGAAAUAAAAGGAGAAGUUGUUAGAAAAAUAAAAGUACAGAUACUCCCAAAAUGACUUGCAUAACAAAGUACUUUUACAUUGUUACAUUUCAGUACUGUGAGGUACACCUUUGAACAGUCGUGUUUGCUUUGGUGUGACUGGUGGCUGCUAUCAGCCUUUUAUUAACUUGAAAUCUGGAACAAAGCAUUACAGUGUUUGAGUUUCCACGUUCAGUGUGACACCAGAGGAAAUGAGUGCCUCAUGAAUACAGUGAAAUGUCCUUCACUACUGCUCAGUUCUUAUUGGGACUCAAAUUUAAAAAAGGUAUUAGGUAUCAUAUUAAUAUUAUUGGUUUUGUUUAGGUGUUUCAAAGUGUUCUUUAUAAUACUUAUAAAUUAGGUAGCCAUCAGGGUAAACUUUGAACUUUUUGAAACCAGUGUUUUGUCAAUUGAGAGAUAAGUACUCCUGUGCUCUUAAUCAACAUAUUUCUACUUUCUCUGCCUGUUUAUCCUCUAAAAAUUGUAGAACUAAAAAAAAAAGAUGGUAAAAUACAGAAAAUGAUCACCUAAAGCAGACUUCAUACUCAGAAUGAAGCAUUGUACAGCUGAUAUGAUUUGCCACUCACCUUUUACACCUGUACAAUAGAUCUUCCAGAGGUUAAUCUACGCUGACAAACGGGACGUGCAGGGAGACGGGCCAUUCCCUGAUGGCAUCAAUGUCACCAUCAGACGCAACUACAUCUACGAGGACGCCUAUGAUAAACUCUCUCCAGAAAACGGUAACAGUUUCAUACUCGUCUGUUCAAUAUGUGCGACCCAAACACUUCCAGCUGUAUGUUUGUGCCACCAUGUGAAAUUUCCUGCUUUUAUAUUAGAGAGGAGAGAGAGAGCACAGUGUAGUAAAUGUUACUGAAACUCUUGUUAUGCUCUAUAAAAUCUUAACAUUGAGGUCCAGGCUUCCAGUUAGCAUUAAAGCUGAAGGUUAGACCUCUCCUUGUGCAGAGUAUUGAAUUUCGGUGAAGCAUAAUUGUGGCUGCGAUUAUUAUAAUGGAUCGCAUAAAGGCAGAAUCAAUUAUUUUAAGUCACCUCUUUUGUGUUUGAAUUUGAAAGGGCUCUUUGGUGGGGCCAAUCUGAUUAAAAAGAGUAGUAGGCGACCGGGGCUGAAGACAUGAUCUAUAUCAUUUAUGUGUCUAUAAGUUAUAGCUGCCUUGAUUUAUCACUAUACAUUAAUUAUUCUGAAGGAUGACCUGGUAUAAGAUUUGAUUUGAAUAUUCGUCAGGUCAGUAAGUGCUUUCUCGCAAAAUAUGUUUGUUGGGAUAUAUUACACAAGAUUCAAAUAGUACUGAUAAAUAUAUGUUCAGUGUUUGUAUCCAUUUUCUCUAUUUCUAAGAGUAAAAAGGUCAUUCAUUUUAUAAGUUUACUUUUUUGGUAAUUAAGCGGACUUUAGUUAUUUAGCAAAUAAACUGUGAGGAAACUGAUACAGAGAACAGUGUGAGAUUUUGUAAGUGAUUAUUGUGAAGUGAAGAAGUGAAGAAAUCAGAUAUAAAUACAGAUAAAUGGAAAGAAAAAGGAUGUCUCACUAGCUCACCUGGUAGUGCGUGAGGAAUUAAAGGCUGUUUACUUUAUAGCAGUUGUAAAAAAAAAAAAAAAUGACUUCACAACACCUUGACCUCCUCCUCUGCCUUCCCUGUAUAUCUACAAUUGUUACUGUUCAGUAAAGAUAACUAAAGCACCAAAAAUUCAAAAAUAUAUAUAAAAGAAUAAAAUAGUCUUUUUUUAGGAGAGGAUGUCAGCAGUGUUGCUUGAAUCCACAAAGAUCAGACAUAAAAAUAGACAUAUGCAAUCUGUGAGCUAUAAAUAGACCACUGAAAUGUUCCAGGUUACAAGGAUAAAAGUUGUCUUAUUGGUAGAGAAGUGCGCAGGUUUAAAAGUGUCAGAAUGAUGGAAAACUAAGACUGUGAGUUCAAAGGUUUAUUUAGCAAAGUUGUUUGUUUUUUUCAUUUUUUAAAAGUGGGACUCUCACUCCUUCUCUCCCCUUACCUCACCCACAGCUUUUUCUGUCAUCUCAUUGGUUAAGAAUACGUCAUUUGGCUUUAACUCAUGGUUUUAUUGUGUGUUUUGAUGGUUAUUUUUUUUUCAUUUAAUGGUUCGUUUAUGAGCUAAUGUCUCACCGGAAACUCAAAGGACAACACCAAGUGGUUGUUGAGUUACACCUUCUUUUUCUCAACCAGUCCUGUAAUACUGCCAAAGUCAGUGCCAUGUUCAGGAUUGUGUUGGGAUCUCGUCAGUCUGCUUCGUCUUUUGCUCAGCUCCUUUUAUUCUUAACUUCCUGUGCCUUUUUUUUCUUUUAUCCUUACUGUGACCUGUCAGCAUUUAAACACAGAUCUUCCUUUUUUAUUAUGUUAAUAUGUUGAGAAAACUGCUGUUAUGGAGUUUUGACCAAUCAAAAUUCAGUAUCUAACACAUCUGGGUAAUACAUGAAAAUAGAAUAAGAGAAAAAGAAGCUUUUGUGCUGUUCAGAGAUAACUAAUUAACUAUCUAUUUUAAAUGAUUGAAGGAAAUAAAGCCGAAGUGUUUCAAAUGGAAAAAAAUACAAUUUUUCUGUUUUUUAUGUAGUAACUUGCCAGAGAUGAUGAUGACCCCUUAAGCCUGAAGCUUAUCGGCCUUUAAGUGCAUCUGAAAUGCUGUCAAAAAGCGUAACAUAGCCAAAGUUUAUAUAUAUUUAAAACUGAAGACUCUGACCGCCUAUCUGACAUAAUUUUGGUGGAAAUGUAAAGCAAGAAAAUCACUCAGGUCUUAUGUUGGCGUUUGGUCGGGUCAGGGUUAGAAUUACAUCACAAUCAUUGUCAUUGAAUCAUGUUUGUCUUACCCAUCCUCAUUUAUGUUAACUUAAAAAUUUCCUCCUCAGAACCAGACCUGAAGAAACGCAUCAGAGUCCAUUUGCUGAACGCUCACGGUCUAGACGAGGCCGGCAUUGACGGUGGCGGCAUAUUUCGUGAGUUCCUAAACGAGCUCCUGAAGUCGGGCUUCAAUCCUAAUCAGGGCUUCUUCAAGACAACCAACGAAGGCCUGCUGUACCCCAGCCCCACUGCAGAGAUGCUGAUCGGAGACUCCUUUACAAGGCAUUACUACUUUCUGGGGCGGAUACUUGGAAAAGUGAGUCAGAGUUCAAAAAUGCAGGCUCUGUUGUGUCAUUUAUGACAAAAACAUGAUGUUUUUACAUAUUUAUCAUUAAAACAAGUAGAAACUCAGAAGAAAAGCAACACACUUACUGAGAUGUAGUCAUAAAGUGCAAUGAUUUGACACUCUGCAUCAGUUUUAAGGAUCUAUUGCAGUCAGUGUCAAGGCCGCCCCCACUCUAAAUGUAAAUUCAGAGGCUGUUUUGGUGUUUGGUCUGGAAGCUGACAAUGUUUAGAGAAAUUACCGUCAUUUGUUUCAAGAAAAGAUCUAAAGUUCGGGGCUGCAACAUGAACCUCUAACUCUACAAGCUGCAGUUAAGUUAAUUACCCCUGUGCAUAAUCUGUUGACAGCAUUGUUUUUUCGCAUCGCUUUCCUCCUCUGAUGGCACUAUUUAUUAAAGCCUAAUGUUUCUAAAUCAUCCCUAAUGCAUGUGGUAGUGAUUGUUUAUCAAGAUGCCUUCCUCCUGGGGGGGCCAUCAUCUCUGUCCAGGGAGGAAUUACCUCAUGACAAGCGGUCGCCUCUCAAUUAGGGCUUCCAUUAGCCGAUGAUUCCUACCUCUUGUUUGUGUAGUGAUUGCAUUGGGCUGGCACUAAAUCAGCAGGCCAGCACAGACAGGGCAUAAAUAAGCGUUCAAAGCAUGUGGUAAUAGCAUUUUGAUCUGUUUUACAGUCAAGAACAUCCAGGUCUCUUCUCUCUCUUGGUCCGGUCCACUUAUCAGACUAUCUUUACUCCUCCUCCUCCUCCUCCGUCUUCUAUUCUUUCUCUUCUUCUUCAUAUUCUUUGCAGUGAGAAAUGAUCAAUCAGCAGCUACGGGCGCUCCACUCCCCCUCUCAAUAUUGUGCUCUCAGUGGCUAAUGGUUCAGGCAAUUAGGCGGGGGGAAAUUAAUUUGAAUUUGACUUUCAAUUAACCCUACCUUAAGUUCCUCUUUCUCCAUAAAAAUGGACGUUUGAGUGGCCAUUUGAGGGGUGUAUUGAUAUUUGUUUAGUGCUGUUAUAGCCGGGAUAAAAGGCAAGCGUUUAUAUAGAUUGGGAUUGCAUCACCGCUGCUGCAAUGUGCACAGUGCACACUGCAGCUCAAAGGACACGGGAGAUUAAUAUUGUUAAUUAAUGUCCGAGGCGUGCCAUUGUUGUGGAGGUGAUGUAUUACAGGCAGGAGUGGCUUGUCUGGGGUACUCACUGAAAUGGGAUUGAACAUCAGAAUAGAGGCCGGUCAUCAUCCCUCUUCCUCACUUGUCCACCUCUGCUGACAGGCUGAAAGAUUUAAGACACAAAUGGUGAAAACAGGUUACUUUGCUUUUGUGGCUCCUUCGUUCCAGAUUAGAAUUACUUUUAAUCUUCUUGGAAGUCUUAAUGGGAGGAAUCGUGUUUUUUCAUUUGGUAAUAUGGCCUGUACGAGGCUCUUCUCGUGCCUCAUUUUUCUCUCAUUAGAACAAAACCUCCAGCCUCAUCAGAAGUGGCCUCUUUGCUCCGUAAACUACACGGGCGAGGAAACUUUCUCCUCCUCCUCCUCUAAUCCGAUACUCCCCUACAGAAGUGUGUAAGGUCGCUCUCCUGAUUGAUAGAGAUGCGUUUGAAAGGCAUUAUAAUUUUAUUGAUUCUUAAUGCUGUAAAUUAAGGAGCAUAUCUGGCAGCUAACAGAAUGCACCUGCAAUGUGGCUGGCAUUUACUCCACCUGAUGGUGCCACGAUCUGCUUUAAUUGCGUUGCCACUGCACUCACUUAUAUUAAAAGGCCCGGGCCAUGAUAAUUAAUUCCUUCCAGGCAGAGUCAUUUUGGCACAAUUUCUGGCAAUAAACACUCAUAAAUAAAGUAAGUGGCAUUGAAAAAAUAACGCUACAGGUUUUUUCCAUAUACUUAUUGCUGCCUCUUCCCGGCAUAAGUGUUAUUGAUAGGUUUCAAGGGGCCACGCUGCGCAUAUGGUCUGAAACGAGCAGCGGCCACGGGAGAAAUACUAAGUGGAUUAUUUUGCAUAAAAAAUAGACAAUGUUUGAAGUUGUGCAAUUAACCUAUGUUUAGAAAAUAGCAGUGAUUUAUGCCUGAGUGUGUGUUUAAGAUGCAUGCAUUAUGGAAAUCCUCUAGAUUUAUAAUCCAUUUAGCUGAUGCGGUCAGGGUUUUUAGCGCUAUCAUUUAUAAGGACCUGUAUAUUUUAAUGCCUCCUACGGGCUCUUUUUCGGACUAUUCCAGUACAUUAGCUCUGGGUUUUAUGAGUCACCUGCCCAGCUCUGGUUCUUAAUGGCAUUUCAGGUCAAGGUGAGAAUUGGCAUUUAUAAAGUUUGAGGCAGAUGAAACAGAAGCCGGUGUGUCUUAGAUGGAUUGUGUUGCAUGUUUUGCCUCUUUGUCACUUUGGUGUGAACAGAUCUACCAACAAGGCGCUUGAUUCUGUGAAACAGGCACGCUUAAAAAACUUAGCAAUGCUUUGUUUUGUUGAUUACAUGUUUAAAUAAGAACUUUGUGAUGCAGACUGUGGUCCAUAAUGUUAUCUUGAAUAUCUGCUUGCGUAUCAUUUAUCAGUCAAAUCACUUUUGGCUGUUCAUUUCUUAAACAUCAAACCAGUAGUUCUCAAGUCCAGUCCUCAAGCACCCCCAUCCUGCAUGUUUUGGAUGUUUCCCUGCUCCAACACACCUGAUUCAAAUGAUCAGCUCGUUAUCAAGCUCUGGAAUGGCUUAAUAACGAGCUGAUCAUUUGAAUCAGGUGUGGGCUCGAGGACUGGACUUGAGAACCACUGCAUCAAACCAAUAACCUGUACUAAAUCAACCUGUUUCAUAACCCACCUGGAAGUUACUUGCAGAGAUUUCCAUCAAUUUCAAAAAUGGCAAAAAUUUCUAUUCGGAAUCUAUGUUUAUCUUUGAAGCCAAGUCUUAUUUUUAACAAUAAAAUCUGUCUCGAUAUGACUACAGUAAACAGAUUUUCUUUUCUGUCUCGCUAUACUUUUCACCAGUUUUAAUCAAAGGGUCUAUUUGUUUUAUAAUCUCCACCUCAAAAUAUGUUAGCUGUAGCUGAGUUCAUAGACUCUGGAUGAUGUCCCGUCCACUUGAUGUCAUUGGGGAAACUCUGACUUUUUAAGUGAAACGUCGUUGUAACAGUUUAAAUGUACAAAGUGUUUUUUCUCGAGUGCAGAAGACCUCAGCAGAUACUUGGACCCCUAAUAAAGUUAUUAAAGGCUCAUAUAGAUGUUCUGUUUGUAAUUUUUAAAGCCUGCCAUGUUGAAGCUCCUGAAAGACAAAAGUGCAGAGACGUAACUGACUAAAUCUGGUUUUAUGAGAGGACUUGUUAAUCAGGCAGAACUUCAUUUUUUCUGUUUAAUUAAGUCAUGUUGAUUUCCCUUUUACAGGCGCUGUAUGAAAACAUGCUGGUUGAGCUGCCCUUUGCCAGUUUCUUCCUCUCCAAACUGCUGGGAACCAGUGCAGAUGUGGACAUCCACCACUUGGCAUCGCUGGACCCAGAGAUGUACCGUAACCUCCUCUUCCUCAAGAGCUACGAGGGUGAUGUAGAGGAGCUGGGCCUUAACUUCACGGUGGUCAACAACGAUCUGGGAGAGGCUCAGGUUAGAGAUUCCCUUGUUUUCUUUUUUUUUUCUGGUCAAUCUCAUUCAGCGAUCUGUCCUUCUCCUUGUUUGAGUCCUCUUUGUGGCGUUAAUAAUUCAUUUCCUUCAUGAUGUACCACUUUUCAGCCCUGAAAAGAGAUAAAGCACGUUCACCACUCUACUGCAGUGCAAUGAACACAGCCGCUCUGUUGACCAUUCCACCUGCAUAUCCUCUCUGAAAUUAUCUCUCAACACGCCUGACAGAAGCAACAUGUCGCUCUUAAGCACGUCCCCUCCAAAGCUCAAGGCUGCCGAGAUGAGCCGCCAGUGCCACUCUGGCUCACCCUGGCUGGGCUCAGACCUGCACUCUGUCAGGCUCUUGUUUGCUCAGGGCCUUAACGCGUCUUAUUAGCUCUUCUCAAACAACACCUGAAACGGUCGAGCUACAAUGUGGCCCUCCUGGUCACAAAUAGGGCAUCGCAAACACGAUAGGGAAAACAAUUUGUGAAAGAUUAGGCACACACGGGAGCAGUCUGCCCUCCAUUUGCCCCCGUGAGAUAACCAGAGCACGCAAGAUAAGGACGGUAAUUCUCUGACAUUAGCACAUAAUCAGAGUUCAGAGUGUGUGGGAGAGAAAAAAAAGCAGAAAAUGAUUACCUGUAAGUGAACCAUAUACUGUAUCAGAAUAACAAGUGGAGCUCCUUACCUCACAGCACAAUGUUACUGAUUAUCACUGCAUUGAAAACCCUUUGUGAAACUUAACAAUCAAUUCUUGUUAAAACUGCGUCAGAGACGGACUGAGUCACGUCUGUUGCUGCUUCUGGCAGCAUUCAACCAAAUAUCCUGUGAGAUGCUUUUUAAAGACCUAGAGCAGUAUCAGUGUUACUACUGCUGCUAGUUAUCGCUGAUAAACUCUGGUGCAUAUCCAGAAACUUUUCACCAAGAACUCUGGAUUUUUGAAGGGGAAGAAAUCUGAGAGAAACUGCCUUUUUGAUAUAGCGAGUAGUGCUGUCCCAAUACGAUAUUGAUAUCGGAUAUCGGUCUGAUAUCAGCCAAAAAACAAAUAUCGGAUUAUAUCAGCCUGCAUCUAAAAUCUCUGAUAUCAGCACUCCGAUACAAGCAGUCCAUUCCAGACUCCACUUCGGCACCUCUAGCUAGCAGCGCCUGGUUCCAGCAUGUAGAGCCCACGUAAUCACAACAACAGUGUGUACUAAGGUACAAACAAAGUAGCAAGGAGUUGGAGUGAUGUUGGCCCUGUGGCAGUAUUUUUUGUUUAAGCACAAAAAAGACAUAUCGGCCAAUACUGAAAGCCACUUUAUCAGUAUUGUAUUGGAAUCAAAAAGUUGUAUCGGAACACCCCUAAUAGAGAGUGUCCUAUUUUUCAUCCUACUGGAUCUUUAAUUGGUCUUAAAUACUGUUUCGAGAGUUUGGAAACCUUUCGUUUAGCCGCAUUUUAUAACGGCACAACAUUUGCAUGAAUGCAUCAAGCAAUCCCUCUCAAAGAAAAGAAAACGGAUUUCUACCAGGGGCUGCCUCUCACAGUCCAAAUACAGGCCUUGUUGGGUUAAUCGGUGACCUUAAAUUGCCAGUAGAUGUAAGUAUCUUCCUGAAUGGUUGUUUGUCUCGAUGUGUCGGCCCUUUCGGAAGGUUAUGCCUCAGUUUUGAUUCCAGCUUGUGGCUCCUCCUCUCCUACAUGUUACACCUUGCGCUUUCCCUCUAUUUCUUGCAUGCGUGUCCUAUCUUCUCUAAAGGAAUCAACAAAAGCCUCUAAGUAUAACUUGAAAAAAAUAUUAAAAUGGGCAUAAAAGUACAUCUGGUUUCCCAGGGUACAUUAUGAGCAAAAACAUGAUCACAUACCAAAAAUGGGGAGAGCAGUUUUGUAAAAAAAAAAAAAAGGACAAGUAUUUUGUUGUGCCCCCUGUAUCUGCAGUGAUGACAUCACACACCCUGCUUUAUGAACAGAGCUGAGCACAUCCUAUCAAGGGCUAACUGCUCUGCAGCUAAUGAAAAGAGAACUUGGGGCCAAAUUGUAUUGGAGCAGAUGUUCAUGGGGUGUGCUAAAUUUAGUAAGGCACUUAAGCACGCACACACUGAGCCAUACCUUUAAUCAGAGUGCUGCUGGAAAACAUUUUAAUUACUUUUGAGAGUGAAUUAAAUCCACCUGGCACUUUUACUGUUUGUGGGACAGUGAUUUGCAUAAUGAAGAAUAUGCAGUAACAUUUCUCGGGUGUGGUGAGUGUCAAGUAAGGCAAAGAAUUCAAAUCAAAAACUUUGCGUGUGUCUUUUUCGUCUCAGGUGGUGGAGCUGAAGCCCGGAGGAAAAGACAUUCCUGUGACCACAGCAAACCGCAUCGCCUACAUCCAUCUGGUGGCAGACUACAGACUGAACAAGCAGAUCAGACCUCACUGCCUGGCCUUCAGACAGGGCCUGGCCAAUGUGGUUAACCUGGAGUGGCUGCGCAUGUUUGACCAGCAGGAGAUACAGGUACGCCUAACAUGCGAGGGGAAACUGUCAAUCAACCUGCAGCUAAUUCACCACCGAGAGUUAAAAUAUGUUUUCUAAUGUUUUCAAUAGGUGCUGAUCUCUGGAGCUCAUGUGCCAAUUUGCAUUGAUGACCUGAAGAAGUUCACAAACUACUCAGGUAGGAGCAUUGCACUCUCUGAGCUGAACUCUGCAUGAUCAGUGUGUAGACUCUGUGUAAAACUUAGUCACAGAUUUUUAAUGAAACAUCGGAUAACAAAUGAUUUCAUCUCCUCCAUAUUUGUCUCCUCUAGGAGGGUACUCAGCCACUCACCCUGUCAUCCAGAUAUUCUGGGAGGUGGUCGAAGGCUUUACAGACGAAGAAAAGCGCAAACUGCUGAGGUUUGUCACCAGCUGCUCCAGGCCUCCACUCCUGGGCUUCAAGGUAAAUUUAAACUUCCUCCUCAUGUCAUCUUUCCUCACCUGUAUUCUCCCCCUCUGCAAAACAUAUACUACCUUGGCCUGCUUAAUGUAGGGUCUAUUUCAGACAAGAGUUCACAUCUGAAACUCCCUUUUUCUACCGAGGAUCAGGUCCUUCAGCUCACUUUCGCAAAAAAACAAAAUUUGGACAGUAUCAUCUUGAUCUAGAUUCAGAUUUUGAGGAUUACCAUAUCAUGGUGGAACUCAGAGCAGCAAUCAUACAGAUCAGCAGCAGUGGUAAUAAUCUAGCUUUUUUUUACUUGAAAAAUCUCAACUAGACCUACAGUGGUAGCCAUUAUAGUUACAGACAUCCUUGAACUUGCCUCUGUGAGUCAAACUUAGUGCCUGUUAAGUGUUCAAAGGUAAGUUGACACAGUUUGACAGUUGAUAAGAACAAACACAUUAAGAGUCCCAAAGCACAUCCUGUCUGGUGUGUAACCAAACAACCUGUGAUAAGGCAUUGUUUUAGAUAUUUUAAAAAGUGUACCUCUCAGCACCUCAAUAACGUGCCCAGCACAUGAAUAUACUCUCCUACAUUUGGCUUUUUGGCAACAUGCAGUUCUUUCCUGCUGCUGCUUUGAAUCCAAACUUUAUGUUUGAGAUUGUCAGCUGAUUGGUUAACUAUUUUAAGGUAGAAAAGUACUUUUAUUUACAGCCCUCGUGUCUAACUGAUCUACUUUUGAAUAAGUAAUUCUGUGGACAAUGGUAAAUGAUCUAUAAAAAGCGUCCAAAUGACCAGCUUAUAAAAAGGUUAUUUUAUUUAAUCAGUUUAAAAUUGGAUCAGUCUGAAUGCAGCUCUCUAAGGAGAUCAAAAUACUCUUGAUUUUUGGAUCAGCUUUAUCCAGGUCUAACUCCAAAGUUUUAAUCAGUAUAAGCUGCAGGUUUUAUCAGGAUUUUCUUUCUUCAGAACUUCGUAGCAGGUUGAACUUUUGAACGUUUGCCUUCUGAGUGACAUGACAGAGAGAAGCAAUUUCCGGUUAAAUGACUCCAGAAGGAGACCGAACCCCCCCACACAUCUCUAAACAUUGUCCCAGCAGUGCUGAUUCAUAACUGCUAACCUAUUUCUGAAAUGACUUUCUAAUUGGAAGCCGUUUCACUCUCUAAAAGACUUGAUUUGUGGGACAGUUGGGCAGUUUGAGAUGAGGGGGAAAAAUCAGAAAGUGUUGCUCCGGACCAUUAAAGAGUUUUUAUGAGUCUCACUUCGUCAAAGCAGAAGCUGUAAUCAUCAUAUGAUUGGUUUUAGUUCUCCUUAUGACUCCAAUCAGUUAUGAAAACCUAAUUGAAGUCCUGCAGCAUAUGAGGGAACAAAACUCUUCUUAAAAUCCUUUACUGCACCUCCUCAAAAGGUUUCACAGUUGCCUUCCCUCCUCGUUUAAUCAAUUUGACUUUGGCGAGCGCGUGCCUGUCCACCCUAACCCUCCUUCAUCGUAUCCUCUCUGGGACCAAUAAUUCGAUGGGAGGGGGGAACGGCCCCUGACCCGGCCCUCAGCCUGAGCCAGCGAAGCCUUAAUUAGCUGUCGUGAAGCAGCCCAGGAUUCAUUAGGGGAGAAAUAGCUCUGUCAGGAGAAGCCAUUUAAAAAAGAUGAUGGAAACUCUCUUUUUUUCCAAAAUGAUAGCCGAGGUAAUGGCACUUUCUCAAUAAGCAACGAUAGUUUAAUACGGUAAUUGUCAGAAAAAUGGGGUCGUUACAGCUAAGCCCCCAAAGAGCCAUUUAAUCGGGCGAGUAUGGCCGCUGAACCACACGGGCUAACUUUAAAAAAGUGGGAUGGAAUCAGGGCGGAGGAGUUUAUUGGCCGGUGUGGCUGGUGAUGGAAACGGUCGGUGUCACAGUCUGCAGAUGAGGUGGCCUCAUCGCAGGGAAGCUUGAUUUAAAAAAUGCCAGAUAGACAACAUGAAACGACCAUUCCUCCUGUGUCUCAUCCAGGGGUCAAAGCGUAGGCCUGCUUCCUGAACAGUACCUAUCAAGCGCUAACCUGAUUUCCUAAAUUUAUACCUCCUUAACGCUUAAUGCCUCUCUUUAAACAUUUAUCCCCUGCUGGAAUUUGACAUUUAUCACUUAAUGGGGAUUGCUUUGGACAUUGCGAUCAUCAACACAAGUCGAUUCCCGUCUCAUCUUUUGUCGUGUUUUUUAAACACCUUUAAAAUGUUCCAGUAUGACUGUGACUUCAACUAAUUUAUCAGAAACCUCGAUUAUGACCCUCACAGGAGCUCUACCCGGUCUUCUGCAUCCACAAUGGCGGCACUGACCUAGAGCGCCUCCCCACCGCCAGCACCUGCAUGAACCUGCUCAAGCUCCCCGAGUUCUGCGACCAGCACCUGAUGAGAAACAAGCUGCUUUAUGCCAUCGAGUCAUCCGCCGGGUUCGAGCUGAGCUGAGGAGGGCGGAGGCUUCUCUGUCCCUGCAUCCGAGGACUCAACGCCACUGGAUAAAAAAAAGCAGCUUUGGAGAGAAAGAUUUAUGAGAGAAGAUACAAAAAAAUGAGGAAGGGCAAACAGACGAUGCGCUGACCUGCCUGAUUUUUGUGUGUUUUGAGUGCCAAGCCUGAGAGAAAAGUUGCAAGGAUGAGGCAGGGUAGGAAGCCUUUUUAAAAACUCUUUUAAGUAAUUUAAAUGUUUAAGUAAUCACAUGUCAGAACUCUUCAGAAUAAAAACAAAAAGGAUGAUUUUUUGCAGAAAAUCUCAUGCACGUGUGGACAUUUUUCACCAAAGAUUAAGUGGCAUCAUUUAAAAAGGCAAUAUAAACAGACAGAGAGACAGGGGCAGACUGUAGGACUCUAAAAGCCACCUCAUGGUGUGCCAAGGGCUGCGGAGAUGGAGGAGCUUUGUGUUUAGCCUUCAUGUAGAGGUCUUCAAAACUCCAGAUUUUGUGAUUUCUCCAUUAGUUAUUAUAACUAUAGAUAACCGCCAUGUCUGAUAACCAUACUGUUAGUGUGCACACGCAAUCUCAAGUGUGUAAUCGGCUUAGAUUUGGGGUAAAUAGUCUAUUAUAAUGGAUUUGUGAAUAUGUAUAUGUUUACAACUGCUCUUGUAUUAUUCAUUUAUUCAGUAUUUGUACAGGUUUGUUUUUUCUUUCCUUUGUGUGAUGAUGAAUGGAGGUCUUAGUACUCACACAUGCUCGCUAAGGUGAACAAUCUCUUUCCUGGUCAAGAACAAGGCUCAGAGAUGAUCAGUGUACCAACAGGGUUAAAAAAGCAGAGUGUAUGGAUAUGAAUAAACCCACUUUUCUUUUUGCAUUUUCCUCCUUUUAGUCUCUUUUUCUUGCAGUUGGUAAUUUACAGUAAUGACCGAGACAUAAAAUGGUGCUUUGUGGGAAAAUCUCCUUCUGAGUUUUAUGGCCUCUGACAUAUAAUUAAAGAAACAUCCAGUUAAGAAACACUGAGCAGAACUAUUCUGGCCUUGAGAUGCAUUAUCGGGCUGAGCACAAAUUAAGAUUGUGUGCGUUGGUCAUAAAUCUCCCUGCCCUCUGAUUCAGGAGGAAGAUUUCCGUCCCUCUUUGGACCGAGUCCAUGUCUCCAUCCUCUCCUCUCUGCUGAAACAGCCAACUCAGAGCCCAGACCCCGCACAUCCGCCGGGCCAGGGAACUCAAAGUGAUAAUUGGGUCUUAAAAAGCGGACUUGUCAUUGAAAUGAGGGAUUCAUCUCAAUUACUCAGAGAUUUAUUUAAGACUAUUACCUCGUGAUGGAUUAUAACUGACAAAGUUAAUGCAGGAUGUUAUGAAUCAUCCUCACUAGGUAAUAUACUUUAGCUUGCUGGUAGGCCUUUUAAGAGCUAAUUGAAGCUUUUAAGCUUGUUUAUCUUCCUGCAGAGUAGGGAAACAUCAAAAUCACUUGAGGUGGGUUGAGGAUUGCAGCCUAUUUUGCAGAGGAUUACUUUGAAGUGCAAUCAGCUGUGCAUGGCUGCAAAGUGAGCUUUUAACUAGUAAGAGUGUGCGCUACAUAGAGGCAUAUCCAAAGAAUGAAUCACAUCUGAUUCAGCCUUUAAUGAGCAGGUAACAAAUCAUAAGACAGGAUGACUUAUACUGCCUCAUGGAGAGGAGUCUUUGCACCACUCUGAGGGUUUUGUUUUGACAGAGUGCCAUCUAGUGGUGUGGAAAUGGAACUGCAGUGAAUACUGACGUACCGUGACAUUUCACACAAAUUUAAUUGCUUAUUACAAAGAAUAGGGUAAGAAAUUAUGGGAAAACGAGACAGUCUAUGUGUUAUGUCAAAGUUUCUAAUGUAAAACUUAAGCUACCAUACCUGUACAUUUGUAACAGCCAGCAAUGAAGUAUGUUUCAAGAACUCUUCAGUUUCUAAAAGGUGUAUUUUUAUGAAAUAAAAGUGUCCUUGCAGUAGUUUUACCUAGUAUGAAAAAUCCAUGUAAGUUUAUCUGAUGCAUUUAUGUGUUUCAUGUACAUUAUGGUACUGUGAGCAGGGAAAACAUGACAAAUUCUACCAGUUUGCUAUGUUUACUCAGAGACAGAGCCCUGGAUGUAGUUGGAUUGGUUUCUGCACAAUUCUCGACCUUUUCACUGAAAUCAUAACAAAAAGUUGUGUUUGUAGAUGCAUUAAUUAGAUGUGUCUUAACAAACUGGUGAAAAAGGCUGGCUCUGUGGUAGGACUAAAGCUGGACUCAGUGGAGGACGUGGUGGAGAGAUCUACACUGAAGAAGGUGGAGACUAUUCUCAAGAACAUGGAUCACCCACUUCACAACACCUUGAUGGACCAAAGGGCCAAUGGUGGUGGACGGCUCCUCUCUCUUUGCAGCAGGACAGAAAGAUUCAGAAGAUCUUUUGUACCUACGGCCAUCAGACUUUAUAACUCUUGUGUAAAUAAUAGAUAACUUUUAUAGACAUAUUAUGUGAAACAACAGACAAUUGAAUUUCCCUUCUGGGAUUAAUAACGUUCUUCUUAUCUUAAA